This is a messenger RNA of Ramularia collo-cygni, 714 nucleotides long. RefSeq lists its product as uncharacterized. Lineage: Eukaryota; Fungi; Ascomycota; Dothideomycetes; Mycosphaerellales; Mycosphaerellaceae. The record is from RefSeq and is a predicted model, not a curated record. Bases 1 to 714 code for a protein of 237 amino acids. Gene Ontology annotation, molecular function: protein binding. The transcript has a single exon.
AUGAUGAGGUUCUUUCUUGUUACUGGGAGUAAAGAUACGAGGAUCAAAAUCUGGAAUCGAAGGGAUUAUUUGGUGGAGAGGGAUGAUGGGAAGAUUAUUAUUUUACCUGCUUAUAGGGAAUUGCGCUGUCUGAGAGGUCAUGUCGCUGCUGUUAAUGUCGUUAGGAUAUUUCAGCAUACUCUUGCUUCUGGAGGCGGGGAUCGGGUUAUACAUCUCUGGGAUCUUCGAACGGGGCAGAUGUUACGGAGUCUAAGAGGGCAUGUCACCGGUGUUGUCUGUUUGCAAUAUACGGGAAACUUGAUCAUCUCCGGGUCAUCCGAUAAAACUGCACGUAUCUUCGAUUUGGAGCGGCCGGAUGAAGAGGUUCAGAUUGCGUGUCUCGAAGGGCAUGAGGGUAUCGUUCGUGCUUUGCAGGUUCAAAAGUCGGAAAUGGAGGCAAAGGUACUGCUGCAGAUCGUGACGGGGAGCUAUGAUGGGACUGUUAAGAUAUGGCACCCUGAUGAUGGUGAUUCGAGUUGUUGGAGGCCUCAUCUCACGCUUUCGGUUCAGGAGGAUACUACGGGAGACGAAAAUCGGGUGUUUAAUGUUCAGUGUGAUGAGAGGAGAUUGGUGUGUUGCUCGCAGAACAGCAUUGUACUUUGGGACUUUGGCUUGGAUGAGCAGGAUAUAAGUUCUGGUGAGGUGGAUUCUGUGCGGCGUGGUGGAGAGGUGUAA